AUGGCUGUAGCUGCCAUAGUGUACGAGUCUGAUGGUAUACGGAACCGUAUCUGCUUUGACUUGCCUACGGUGGACGAGAUUAAAAGAAGAAGGCCGAAAAAGAUCAAUGGCUUCCUGGUCUUCAGGAACCGCUUUCUUCGAGAAUUAAAAACGCACGGAGAGACCCUUAUGCCGCACACUAUGACGCAGAUAGCAGCGCGUGUAUGGCGUGCCACAGACGAUGUUAACAAGGCAGUGUUUCUUACACUCGCCAACGAAGUUAUGGAUUCAAUACGAUCGGAAGGAUCAGACAUGGAGGUUACUGGUACUGAUCAACUACCUCAUGUUAUGAAUUCCGUUGUCGGCAUUGCAGCUGACGUAGCAUUGUUAGGCGUUGAGUAG
This is a messenger RNA of Paraglomus brasilianum, 381 nucleotides long. The record is from the annotation of a GenBank genome assembly. Lineage: Eukaryota; Fungi; Glomeromycota; Glomeromycetes; Paraglomerales; Paraglomeraceae.